This is a messenger RNA of Eruca vesicaria subsp. sativa (arugula), 965 nucleotides long. The record is from the annotation of a GenBank genome assembly. NCBI's taxonomy places the organism in Eukaryota, Viridiplantae, Streptophyta, Magnoliopsida, Brassicales, Brassicaceae.
GUCCUUAUAAAAACUUCGUCACCUACACUCUCAUCUCCUCGAUUCCAAUCUUCACCAGACGAAACCCACAGAUCUUGAAGAGAAAAAAAAAAAAGAAGAAAGAAGACUUUUGAAGAAUGAAAGCAGAGCUGAACUUACCUGCAGGAUUCAGAUUCCAUCCCACAGACGAAGAGCUUGUGAAAUUCUACUUAAUCCGGAAAUGCGCAUCUGAGCAGAUCUCAGCUCCGGUUAUCGCCGAAAUUGAUCUCUACAAGUUCAAUCCUUGGGAGCUUCCUGAGAUGUCACUGUACGGAGAGAAAGAGUGGUACUUCUUUUCACCCCGAGACCGGAAAUACCCAAACGGUUCGCGUCCUAACCGAGCAGCAGGAACCGGUUAUUGGAAAGCAACCGGAGCUGAUAAACCGAUCGGUAAACCGAAGACUUUGGGUAUAAAGAAAGCUCUUGUCUUCUACGCUGGGAAAGCUCCUAAAGGGAUUAAAACGAAUUGGAUUAUGCAUGAGUAUCGUCUCGCUAAUGUCGAUAGAUCAGCUUCUGUUCACAAAAAGAACAACCUACGACUUGAUGAUUGGGUGUUAUGUCGAAUAUACAACAAGAAAGGAACCAUGGAGAAAUACUACCCUGCUGAUGAUGAGAAGCUUAGGACUAUCACGGAGCACUCAUCAUCGCCUUUUGAUACAUCGGAUUCUACUUACCCUGCACUGCAAGAAGAUGAUUCGAGCAGCUCGGGGGGUCGCGUGGUGUCACCGGAUGUGAAGGAGGUUCAGAGCGAGCCUAAAUGGGGAGAGCUUGAGAAUGCUUUUGAUUCUUCCUUGUUUGGUGGUGGUUCCAUGGACUUGUUGCAGAGUGAAGCUUUUGUUCCUCAGUUCUUGUAUCAGCAGCCUUCUGAUUAUUUUAACUCAUGGCAGCAGGAGGAGCCGCAUGAGCAGAAACCGUUCUUGAAUUGGAGUUUUGCUCCACAGGGGUGA